AUGCCAGAAAAGUGCAAAGCCACUCUAAGAAAAAACACCAGAAAAAUGCACAAGACUGUCUGUAAAAACAUAUCAAAAAAUAUAAAUAAACAUACAAGACUAUCUACAAGAAUGCCAAAAAUCCACUCUACAAAAAUAUUAGGAAGUAUAAGGAUACUGAAUCUAGAAGAAGCUCUAAUAGAUACUAAUGAUGAUAAAG
Molecule: messenger RNA, 199 nt
Organism: Dentiscutata erythropus
Lineage: Eukaryota; Fungi; Glomeromycota; Glomeromycetes; Diversisporales; Gigasporaceae
Source: the annotation of a GenBank genome assembly